AUUUAAAUAAGUUCAGGUUUGUGCAAACAUUUUCUGAACUAGCAAAGUGCUUGUAUUAACAAUAUGGUUGAACCAGUGCCAGAAAAGUUAGAUUUCCCAAAAGAGGAAGAAAAAAUUCUUGCAAUUUGGAAAGAAAUAGAUGCUUUUAAAACAUCAUUGAAACAAUCAAAAGGAAAACCAAGGUAUGCAUUCUAUGAUGGACCUCCAUUUGCAACUGGACUUCCCCACUAUGGUCAUAUUUUGGCAGGAACCAUUAAGGAUAUUGUAACACGAUUUGCUCAUCAGAGUGGAUUUCAUGUGGAUCGUAAAUUUGGAUGGGAUUGUCAUGGACUGCCUGUGGAAUAUGAAAUUGACAAAUCACUUGGCAUCAAAGGACCAGAAGAUGUUGCAAAGAUUGGAAUUGCUGAAUAUAAUCGACAAUGUAGAUCUAUUGUGAUGCGAUAUGCUUCACAAUGGGAGCUCAUAGUAAAUCGUCUGGGUCGAUGGAUUGAUUUUGAAAACGAUUACAAAACAUUAUAUCCUUGGUUUAUGGAGUCAGUAUGGUGGGUCUUCAAACAACUGUUUGACAAAGGCUUUGUGUACAGAGGGUUUAAAGUCAUGCCGUUUUCAACCGGCUGUCACACUCCUCUAUCAAACUUUGAAGCAAAUCAGAAUUACAAAGAUGUUAAUGACCCUGCAGUGAUCAUUAGCUUUCCAUUGGUAAAAGAUCCAAAUGUAAAGUUGAUUGCAUGGACAACCACACCAUGGACGUUACCAAGUAACCUUGCUUUGUGUGUCAAUCCUAAAAUGACAUAUGUCAAGGUUGAAGAUCAAGCUACAGGCAGUGUUUAUAUUCUCAUGGAAGCGAGAUUGGUUGCAUUGUAUAAAAAUGAAUCUGAAUACAAAGUAAUUGAGAAAAUGGUUGGAUCUGCUUUAUUUGGCUUAAAGUAUAUUCCUGUGUUCAAUUACUUUGAAAGUCUGAAGGAAACUGCUUUUAAAGUGUUAACAGACACUUAUGUAACGGACGAUAGUGGUACGGGUGUUGUUCACCAAGCUCCCUACUUUGGCGCGGACGACUACCGUGUUUGCUUGGCAAACAACGUGUUUAAGAAAGAUGGAAUUCCCAUUUGUCCCGUGGAUGCAAGUGGAAAGUUUACAAGUGAUGUCACAGAUUUCCAGGGAAUGUAUGUUAAGGAUGCUGACAAGCAUAUAUGCAAACACCUGAAGCAGAACAAUCGUUUAGUGCAUCAGAGCACCACUAAGCAUAACUAUCCAUUCUGCUGGAGAUCUGACACACCACUCAUUUAUAAAGCUGUUCCAAGCUGGUUCAUCAGGGUGGAAAACAUUACGGAUAAAUUAUUGGAAAAUAAUGCUCAGUGUUAUUGGGUACCUGAUUUUAUAAAAGAAAAGCGCUUUGCAAAUUGGUUGCGAGACGCCCAUGACUGGGCAGUAUCAAGGAACCGAUACUGGGGAACCCCCAUCCCGAUAUGGGUGAGUGAAGACUUGGAGGAAAUUGUUUGUAUCGGGUCGAUCGAUGAACUUGCUCAACUCAGUGGGGUUCGUGUAACUGACUUGCACAGAGAAAGUGUUGAUGAUAUCACCAUACCAUCACGCAUGGGUAAAGGGGUUUUACGUCGUAUUCCAGAAGUAUUUGAUUGUUGGUUUGAAAGUGGAGCAAUGCCGUACGCCCAACUUCAUUAUCCUUUUGAGAACAAGAAAGAAUUUGAGGAGGGAUUUCCAGCAGACUUCAUCGCUGAAGGGAUUGACCAGACCAGGGGUUGGUUUUACACGUUGCUGGUUCUUUCAACUGGUUUAUUUGGAAAACCUCCGUUCAAAAAUCUAAUUGUGAAUGGGCUUGUACUGGCAAGUGAUGGGCAAAAGAUGAGCAAACGUAAGAAAAACUACCCAGACCCGAUGGAAAUUAUAUCUCAGUAUGGUGCAGAUGCUCUUCGCUUAUAUCUUAUCAAUUCUCCAGUAGUUCGAGCUGAAAACCUUAGGUUUCAGUCUAAUGGUGUUCGUGAUAUUUUGAAAGAUGUCUUCUUGCCCUGGUAUAAUGCAUAUAGGUUCCUUAUUCAAAACAUUAUCAGAUUAGAAAAAGAAGAGAGUGCCACUUUUUCUUACAAAGAUGAAGAUCUUGGAUCAUCCAGCAACAUCAUGGAUCAGUGGAUCCUCUCAUCCAUGCAAAGUCUUCUUCAGUUUGUCAAGCAGGAGAUGCAUGGUUACAAGUUGUACACUGUUGUUCCAAAACUUGUACGUUUUGUUGAGUUACUUACCAACUGGUAUGUGCGAUCAAAUAGAAAAAGAUUGAAGGGUGAUGGGGGUUUGGAAGAUUGCCAGAAAGCUUUACAGACUUUGUUCAGUGUCAUAUUUACCAUCACCCGAACUAUGGCACCGUUCACACCUUUCCUUACUGAACAAAUGUAUCAGAACCUACGUCGGAUUAUUCCACAUUUACAAUCGGAUGAUUGUAGGAGUAUCCAUUACUUGAUGCUGCCUCAACCAAAGGAAAGUUUAAUCAAUGUAAAGAUAGAGAAAGCAGUCUCGCGAAUGCAAACGGUGAUUGAGCUUGCAAGAGUUAUUCGGGAUCGAAAAACCAUGCCAACUAAGUACCCCCUUCCUGAGCUAGUGGUGAUCCAUAAAGAUCCUGAAUACCUUGCUGAUGUUGUAAGUUUGCAAAGUUACGUAACGGAUGAAUUAAAUGUCCGUAAUGUGACAACAUCUUCAGAUAAAGUGAAAUAUGGAGUCAAACUCCGUGCAGAGCCGGAUCAUGUUGCUUUGGGGAAAAGGUUAAAGGGUGACUUUAAGAAAAUGAUGGCAGCUAUACAGAAACUUACUGAUGUACAGGUUGAAGACUUUAUAUCUUCUGGUUCAAUUCAACUUAUGGGACAUGUUCUUAAAACAGGAGAUAUUCGAGUCAUAUAUCAGUUUGGAAAAGAGAAUUCACAGUACGAAGCACACACAGACAAUGAUGUGUUGGUAUUGUUGGACGUUACACCUGAUCAGUCUAUGUUAGAUGAAGGUGUAGCAAGAGAAGUGGUUAACAGGAUCCAAAAACUUCGUAAAAAGGUAGGAGUUGCUGAUGAAGUCACCGUAUAUUAUGAUGUCAGAGGUUCAGAUAAUUACCUUCGUGACAUCACAGAGAAGCAUGGAAGUAAUAUAUCAAGCAACAUCAAGUCACCAUUUAAACAACACCCAAUCCCUCCUUCUGACAUCAUAAUCAAUGAGACCAUGCAGUUAAAAGGAAGUGAAUUGGAACUCACAUUGGUUCGAGGUCAUGAGGAAUCCACUAAUGGGCCGAUGUGUAAAUAUUUAAAUGUUCAAAUUAGGUCAAAUGGACUUCUUACAGGUGAGUUUUGUUGUUUGUGUUGUAGAAGGGAUUUUGUUCUGUGUGGGCCAGGUACUGACAUGUUAGGAACCUGAGAUUUGAACUAGAGU
Molecule: messenger RNA, 3414 nt
Organism: Ciona intestinalis (vase tunicate)
Lineage: Eukaryota; Metazoa; Chordata; Ascidiacea; Phlebobranchia; Cionidae
Source: RefSeq, a predicted model, not a curated record